This is a messenger RNA of Truncatella angustata, 1027 nucleotides long. RefSeq lists its product as uncharacterized. The transcript is spliced from 2 exons. The record is from RefSeq and is a predicted model, not a curated record. The coding region runs from base 377 to 988 and encodes 203 amino acids. NCBI's taxonomy places the organism in Eukaryota, Fungi, Ascomycota, Sordariomycetes, Amphisphaeriales, Sporocadaceae.
CUCGCCGUCUUGUUGUAGUUGACGGACAAAAUGGGUUUCCUAAGCUGUCCCUUGGUCGCCAUGGUUGCGUUUCACACAAUACCGUUUUGGAAGAGGUGAAAAGAGCUUGGACCACGAAUGGUGUCCGUAAUAGUGACCUAACUAAUGGCCUCAAAAACACUGGAGAGCGCUCGAAAGGGACUCGGGCACCAUUCCAUCAGAUCAAGCUCAAUUGAGAUGCUCCAACCUGUAGGAUCAGCGGACUAUUACCGCGUCUCCAAAGAUGUCGUCUGAAAAGCAUUGAGAGAAUUGUUGGUGGAGACAAUUCUGUCGCAGGCCUGCCGCUUCAUUGACCCCGCAUCAACAGCGGCGGUCACUGGUCCUACGCAUAACUAUAAUGUGUUCUGAACAGGCUAGUUUUUUUUGUACUACUUUGCCCUUCUAUAACACACUGCAUUCGCAGGUUGAAAUACUAAGUUCUGUUUUUCUGGCAACCUGUUGCAAGACAGCACUUACUACCAACUCUAUUCAUCCUUCAUCUUCAAGAUCAUGGCUACACAAGCACAUGUAUCAAACUUGCCUCAAAUGUCCACACAGGCUCUUCGACGUGCGCACGCGGAAGCAGAAGUCCGCACUGCCGCCGCGUCAUAUGGCGAUGCCGAUACGCUGGGUGCAUCGGUCAAGAAAACGGCCGCAGCGGCCGCCGCAUCGGUUCAGGCAUAGGCCUUCCAAUAUGAUCCGAGGUUUGCAUAUCAAGCUCGAUCGGAUCUCUCAAAGAUUAGAGGAACACUCGACAAAGAUGAUUCAGCCCAUAACAAAGCCGAGUCAUUUCUGGGCUGUGAUUUUGUUUGCUUCACCUUCUGAUGCUCCUUGGGCUUCUCCUUUACCAGUCAUGGAGCCACGGGAUAUUCCGGCUGCCUCAACAAAUACAAAAAUGGAUCAAGAAAUGAUUGAAAGGCUGGGUCAGCAGAGAAAUCGAGGGAUUUACUUACUGCAUGAAGGGGAUUAAGCUGCAUCGGACACGAUUGGUGUAAAUAUAGGAGCAAUG